AUGUCAACCAACAACAAGCACCUUAUCACGGACUCCACAACCCUCGUCAGGGACAGUCUCCAGGGCCUCAUCCACGCCAACCCUCACCUCGCCCUUGACUCUCAGCAAAAGGUCGUCUUCAUCAAGGACCUUGCCACCCGGCGCACCAGCCACGUCACUUUACUCUGUGGAGGAGGCAGCGGACACGAACCUUCCCACGCUGGAUUUGUUGGCCAGGGCAUGCUCACUGCCGCCGUCUGCGGCCACGUCUUUGCCUCGCCCACAUCCUCGCAGGUCCUCUCCUGUCUCCGCAGGAUCUAUUCCGAAGACAAGGGCUCCUUGGUCGUCAUCAAGAACUACACGGGAGACGUCCUCAACUUUGGACGCGCUGUCGAGCGCUUCAAGUCUGAGAGGGUUCAUCAAGGAAAGCCUAUGCCCAAGGUUGCGAUGGUCGUUGUUGGCGAUGAUGUAGGCGUUGUUAACCCGAAUGAUGAUGAGGAGGGAGGGGUCGGUCGGCGUGGACUUGCUGGGACAGUCUUGGCCUACAAACUGGCAGGAGCGGCGGCCGCCAACGGCGACAGCCUGGAGCAGGUUAAAAAGACGAUCGAGUAUGCCGCCUCCCACACUUUUACGAUUGGAUGUGCUUUGAACGCUGCCUCGGUGCCGGGGCAAGGGAUGCCACGCUCGCUCAAGGAGAAUGAGAUCGAAGUCGGAAUGGGCAUUCACAACGAGCCAGGGUUCGAGAAGAAGACACUGGAGUCCGCGGAUAAGGUUAUCGACAGCUUGGUCGACCAUAUCGUCCAGAGCCACCCCUUUGCCAAGGCCUCUCCAUCUGGCAAGGCCAACGUUGUGAUUCUUGUCAACAACUUGGGCGCCAUCUCGAAUCUGGAGAUGGGUCUGGUCACCAAGCUUGCGGUUGAGGCUGCUGCCUCCCAUGGACUCAAGGCUGUCCGCGUGCUUUCGGGAACAUACAUGACAGGACUGGCCAUGCCCGGCAUCAGUAUCUCAGUUUUGGUCCUUCCUGACAAUCAGAAUGAGCAACAGGAAUUGGUCGCCCUUCUUGACCAGCCGGCAUACUGUCCUGGGUGGAUCAAUCAGGCUCACCAGGUUGUCGACGCAGGCAACACAGACGAGUCAGCCAAAGGACCAGCGCAGUCAUACACACCGGCAUCCGACUCAACUUGGGAACGCGUCAUCGAAACGGCAUACAACAACGUAGUCGAGCAGGAACCCGAGAUUACCCGAUUGGAUCAGCUUAUGGGCGACGGUGAUUGUGGUCAAGUCUUGCUUUCCGGCGCAACGGCCAUCUUUGAGGCCUCCAAGGACAAGACCCUGCCUCUCAACGACCCCUCAGCGGCUCUUGCACGGAUCUCUUCGAUCGUCGAGGACGCAAUGGGCGGCACCUCAGGAAUCAUUUACUGCCUUUUCCUUGAUGGCCUGUCCCAGCAACUGCACCAGAUCCUCAAGGACGGUCAGGAAAAGUCACUCACGGCCAAGGUCUGGGGCAAGGCCAUGCUCGGCGCCCUGGACACUCUUUAUCACUACACAACGGCACGACCUGGACACAGGACGUUGAUUGACGCACUGCAGCCGUUUUCCAAGACGCUUGCAGAGACAGGGGACGUCAAGGCAGCGCUGGAGGCAGCAGAGAAGGGAGCCAAGGCUACAGAGACCAUGAAGCCCAAACGUGGUCGUGCCGUCUACGUCGGACAGAAUGAUGGGCUGGCAGAUGCUGGUGCUGUUGGACUGGUUUCUGUCUUGACUGGUAUCUCUGAAGCGUUGCAAAAAUAA
This is a messenger RNA of Linnemannia hyalina, 1770 nucleotides long. Lineage: Eukaryota; Fungi; Mortierellomycota; Mortierellomycetes; Mortierellales; Mortierellaceae. The record is from the annotation of a GenBank genome assembly.